Molecule: messenger RNA, 7683 nt
Organism: Malaya genurostris
Lineage: Eukaryota; Metazoa; Arthropoda; Insecta; Diptera; Culicidae
Exons: 3
Coding region: 588-5972 (1794 amino acids)
Molecular function (GO): protein binding
Source: RefSeq, a predicted model, not a curated record
UUGUACGCGAAUGGUACUUUUCGUUUCGUUUCUCGAACAGCGGCUACUAAAAUCAACCAAGUUCAAGUGAAACUAGUGAUUCGGAAAAAACAAGUUUUAUUUUCAUUAUCAUUGUUAGCCUCGUCAGGACUUAUCGCAUUGUUCGGUGAAUUUAAUUCAAUUGGCGCGUAGAAUUUGGUUUGAAGUUUUUGAAAGUUCAGUGUUUAGUUUUCUAGUAGUUUCAAGUGACUGAGUCUGUUUUAAACCGCGUUCAUUAGGUUUUUGUGUUUUUUUAGUUAAGUGAAUUGAAUUGAUGGUUAAGUGACAUACCGAGAGUCAAUGGUAGGCCUACUGGAAAAGUAGUGCAAAAUUGUACCAAACGAACAAAAUUCAAAAUUUGGUAUGUCGAAUUGUGAAUAGUUCAUUUUCAGGUGUUUAGUGUAUGUAGUGUGAAGCUAUGUCAGUUCCAUCGAACUGUAGGAAAAUAAUAUACCAGAAUUUUUCGAAUGUCAUCUUUUCCCUACUACUAAAACGGUUCACAAGAAAUUUUCAAAUCGAAUAAAGCCAGCAAACCAGCCAACAGAAGCGUUCAGAUGUCGGCACGUUAGAUGACUUCCGGGUCAAGCCCAGGCACGAUGCUAUUCGAUGCCGUUCAGAAUGGAGACGUGGGAAAGGUGUCCUCCCUGUUGGCUAGCGGGAUCGACGUCAACGUUAGGGAUGACAAAUUUUUCAACACCGCCCUUCACAGAUGCAUCUUUGCAACCGGGAAUCGGUACGAGCUGGUCGAUUUGCUGAUUGCUCGCGGUGCCGACUGUAAUGCGUUGAACAAAAAAUACCUCACGGCAUCCGAGUUGGCGCUGGAGAAGAAACUCGAUGAUCUGGCAAAACAUAUGAUCCUGCGGGAGACCGAACGCAUCGACAAUCAUCUGGCGUACUAUCUGUUGAUACGGCGCGGUAACCUGCAGCUGUUUGAGUUUCUGAUUUCGAUCAAACGCCUCAAGUACGAGGAUGAGAUUCAGAUCAUCGCUCGAGCGUACGCCGAACUCAAACUGAAAAAUGUUCCGCUGAAGGAGCACAUGGAAGCGUAUCUGAACGAGAUUCUGAUCAAUCAUGACUACUGGCUGAUUAACAGCAACGGCAAAGGUAAACAGGGAAAAGUUCAAGUUCAAACUGUGCACCGAAUUCGAGAAAUUGUGGAAAAUGUGCAGGAGCUAUUUGCUGGCUACGACAACUACAACCUGAUGGAUGUGGACAGCAUAUUUCUGCUGCGAUUGUCCUACAUACUGGAGAAUGUCUUUUUCAUCCGAAACCACUAUUUGGAAUUGCCCCUGCAUCAUGUGGAGUUCUGCAUCGGUAUUUUCCUCCACAUCUGGAAGAAUCCUCCGCAGUACGAAAUCUAUAAGAUGUUCAUCGAUAAACGCCAACUGCUCACCUAUCUAAGGGCGAUUGCGAACGAGCUAAAAAAAAUCAUCACCCUGCCGUGUUACAAUCUAACACCGCCUCCCAGUCCUCCGUCUACUGAGUCUACUUCAUCAUCAGAACCUCCCGCCGGCAAAGACCGGCCAGGCCACCGAUUCCGCUGGUCAUCGGAGCUGAAUCGGGACUUACUGUUUUGCUUCUAUGUCGUCACUUCGGGCGAUCGAAACAAGAUCGGAUAUCGAAAGCGGCUUCGUGAGUUGUGGUGUAAGCGACACUCCGCGCACAGUCAUCUAUCCGAACAGAAUCUCUUCAAUCAACUCCGCAGAAUUCAUCGAGAUCACCUGCUGCCGGCUGACAUCUGCCGGAAGCUUCUUUCGGAAGCCAGCAGCUACGGGUUCGGUUACCAUUGUUCGUUUACGCAACCGAUCAAGAUAUCCGAUAAGAACCGAAAAGUGUUCAGAAAAUUAGCCAAAAGUUACAGUCGAAUGAAGGAACUUCACUCGAUCAAACGAGCGUUGACUUAUGUAAACUCUGUCGUAGAUAUGAAGUUUAACCCCGGUCGGGAAAUCGAUGUGCUAGCCAUGAAACGAGUCGUCCAGGUGCUCUGCGAAACCAUUAGAACUAGUAAAGAUACCGUCAAUGUUCGAAAACAUAUUGUUAGUUUCCUAAAUGUUCUGACCCCUAGAUAUCUGGUAGGCGAUACAAAAGUACGUUAUUAUCUGUCACAUUGUCGUAGGGACUUUUCGUCGUUGCUGGAGAUCGCCGACGAAGAAAUUAACUAUGCCGAGUUGCACCGUAAUCUUAAGAUCCUUAGAAAUCUCUUGUUGUAUGUAGAGAAUUUAGAGUACAUAUUAGCUGUGAAGUCUCUGAUGCAUCGUCUGUACGAUAGUAAAUGUCUCGAGGAAAUUAAGUCUUAUUAUGCUUUCAUAUUUCGUCACAACUCGAAAGAUUUGCUGAAAGAUUUUGAGUUUGCUCCGUUUCUUCUUUUGGAACUGGACGCAAUUCUGGAAGCGAUUGCCGUUGAACAAUGCACCGUUGGAUCUACCGGGAACGAUCGUAUUGACCGAAUGAAACGUUUGCUUCGCAGUGAGAUCGAUGGCUACAAAUUCCUCCAUCAGCAUUUCAGUAACGCAAUGCUGCUGGUUGACGGAAUUGUUUCGAAGAUCAAGUCGAAUCAGAAUUACGACAAAAUACGCCACCUGCUACGAUCUCAUCUGCGAGUGCUGCAACAAAAACGCAAAGUGAACGGUCAAUUUUUGACUCGCUUCAAAUCGGAACUGGUCACCUUUCUGUACGAUGAUUUGGGACGUUCGGCGAACGACGAACCUUCGAAUUCGACGAGACUUAUAUUGCUAACUACAGCAAUGCUGUUCUCCGUCGAUAACCAUUCGAUCGGUCGGGGCGGCGAUGGGGAUACUUACUUUCAGAAAUAUCUACUGUCGCCUCUGUUGGACAACCAUUCGGAAACGAUUGCUUCGCUGGAAAGAAGAACUGGCCACUCGCUAUCGUUUCUUGCCCAUGAUCCGAACUUUCAGAAAGCAAAAGAAAGUUCCAAAAAACGAUACGAACUGCUUCGUCAAUGCUUGCUUAAACACAGAAUUCCAUUCGAUGCGUCCAUGCUUCAGGACUUUCGGCGCGAUGACGAAAAGAUCUCGGUGGAAAAGAUCAACCAGUUGCAGGUUCUGUUUCUGGAUCCGAACAUGAACCUCCGGACGUUCCAGCGAGUGGAGGAAAUUGCCUUUGAAAUGGCAAUGCUGGAAGCGACGUGGUCCUUGUCGGACAAGCUGUUGAACAACGCCGAGAGUUUGACCAAUCCGGUACCCGUGCUAACCGGACGGAAUCUACGGAACUACUUGACGCAUGGAAACUUAACCUACGAGGUGCUGAUUCCGAACGUAAGCGCCAAAACGAUCAUGCAAAACGCGCUAAGUAUCAUAAAACUUUCGAAGAAUAUAAUUUCGGAAAUCUACGAACGGAGAAGCUGGGAUUUCCGGGAUCGUUUGGAUUGCCUUCGGUAUCAGGUGAACGUUUUGGAGGGAUUUCGGUUUCAAAGUUGUGACGAAAUACGAGACACCAUCAAGCGAGAUCAGUAUUUGAUUGGGCGGGAUCAUCUAACGUUUGGAAUUGUUGAUCGGUUAGUGCAGACGCAGAGCUGCCUGCUGUUGGGACAUCUCCUGGACUUGGCCCAUACGGAUGAGUUGUAUAAAAUCCUAUCGUAUCUACUGGAUGAUGUUCGGGCCAUUUCUUGCGGUGCCUCUUUUCACGAGCUACCGAAGGAUGUCGGCGCUAGGAUUCGUUUCUGUUACCAGCUAGCCAUGUUGAGUAACGAAGAGGACAUUCUGCUGAAAAUAGUCACGGAUUUCGGACAUGAACAGAUUGAUUCGAUUUCGACGAUUUUCAACUUUGAUCAAAUGUUUACCAGCUUCCUGGAGAACCAUCCCGACUACGACGUCAACACGGAGCCGAACGCGGAAAUUCUUCAUUGUGCAGUUUUAUCGGGAAAUGUGGAAUUGCUGAAUUUGCUGCUCGAUCAAUGUAACGAUCUGAACCAAAGAAAUGCUUGCAAACUGACCCCGCUGGAUGUGGCUUGUAAGCUAAGCAAUAUAGAAAUGAUUAAAACUCUGACAAAUGCCGGUGCGAAAUGGUUUACCAAUGAUUUGCGCCAGUACACGUGGCUUUUUCUCAACAACGAUUACGAAGCGAUUAUAUUUCUCAAGAACAACGAUCUACUAGGGGAUAAAAUAGCACGAAACUGUAUCAAUCUGUUCCUGCAGUACUGCGAGGAUGACAAGGAAGAAAUAGUGGAGUUCAUGCUAAACUACGUGGAUUUUACGGAGCUUUAUCCGGUGGCUGCAAAGUUCCGAAGAAUGCACGUUUUGAAUUACAUGAUCGCAAAUGACCCACGGGUCGGCAUCAACAUUAACCGAAAGGAUUGGUGUGGCCAAACCGCACUUCAUGUGUCCAGUAUGAACGGAUUUCGGGAAGUUGUACAGUUUCUGUUGCACCAUCAGGGAGAUCCACAGAUACUGGACUUGGCCGGAAAUUCUCCACUCCACUUCGCUGUUCAAAAUGGAGACACCAAGAUAGCUAAACUGUUGUUGAAACACGGUACGUGUGUUAGUACGAAAAAUUCACUAAAUCUUACUCCGUUGGACUUAGCUGUAAAAUUGGGACACCUAGGAAUGAUAAAAUUGUUACUUAAGCAAACGCAGCCUGCGCAAACGGUGAUCAUUCCGGAAGUGAUCCAUUCGGUGGACGUUCUGAGCAUGCUCCGAAUCUCCGAUGUACAGUACAAAUUAGAACAUAACCAAGAACACAAAUUCUACGAUCCGCUAUCGCCAUUACAUCUCGUCGAAAAUGUACAGGACAUACGAAUUUUAAUGCGGUACUUUGAUGUAAAUAUCCGAUCGCCUAGAUUUUUGGACACUCCUCUACACCUCGCAUGUUUAGCCAACGAUUUGAGUGUAGUUCGAAUGUUGCUUGCCCAAGGAGCAAAUCCGAAUCUGACCAAUUACGAUCAUUUGUCUGCCCUGGAUGUGGCGGUGAUCAAUCAGAACGUGAACAUAGUACGAGCUAUUCUUCCCUACCUGGAACGGCCCUGUCAGGAACGACUAAACGUAGCUUUAGAAUUGGCCGCCAAAAAAGGAAACCUAGAAAUAUCGAAGUCGUUACUGGAAAAUGGAGCGGAUAUCUCAAUUCUUCGAUUGAUUGUGAACCAACCGAAGCUGCUGCAUACAGCGGCCCGGAAAGGUUUUGUAAAAAUCUUGCAGUAUUUCCUAGAAGAGAACAUAUUCACUGUUAACGACGAGGACUCCACCGGGUCCACUGCUCUGUUUCAGGCUGUAAUCAAUGGAAACCUAGAAACGAUCGAGUGUCUUCUCAAGCACGGUGCCGACGUAACACAUUCGAACAAGGCUGGCCAGAAUGUCAUCUCGACGGCUACGAUGUUUGGGAAUCUGGAUAUCGUUAAGUAUUUUAUCAACAACUUUCCGGAAAUUUCGAGUUAUGUUCUUUUGCCGCAUGUCGGUCAGAAUACCUCCCUCCACAUAGCCGUCCUGAAAGAAUCCGUACCGAUGGUAAACUACUUUAUCAAACUGCACAAAGAUAACCAGUACCACUUGAACGGCCAGAACCAGGAGGGCUUCACGGCCAUUCACAUUUGCGCCCAAACAGGAAACGAACGGAUAUUCUGGCUGCUGUUGGAUCAUGGCGCAGACCCCACGAUUCCGUUGAGCAACGGGCAGUCCAUCUUGCAUACGGCCGUGUCCAACAAUCACUUGAAUAUCGUACGCAUUAUCUUACGGUGGGCGUUGGUCGAUGUGAACACCGUAGACUGCAACCAGCGAUCCAUUCUGCACUAUGCCGUAUACUCGAAAAGCAUAACCGUGGUCAGGUUGGUCCUGAAGAUUCGUGGACUGCAAAUCGAUCGACAGGACCGCAACGGAAACAGCGCACUUCACCUAGCGGCUGAUAAUCAGUACAUCGAUAUCUACAAUCUGCUGCAGAAGCGCGUUCGGAACGAUUUGACAAACCAUAACCGGAAACGUGCAAUCGAUGUUCUGCUUCGAAAGUAGACUGGGAAAAAUGUAAAAAAAUGUGUUUAUAGGUUAGCAAGAGGUGUAACUUUUCAGUGUUUUAGUAACAGAUAUAACUACAACAUAGAAAUAUAUAACCAUUCUCUGAUAUAUGCCUACAGAAUCUGCCGAGAAUAUUUUUCUGGAUAAAUGCUCGAGUCUACUUCACGUACUUUUGUAUUUUAAAGUUUAAUUAGAAUCUAAUAGCUUUCAAAUCGAUCUAUUUUAAGUUAUAAUAAGUAAUAAGUGAGGUUGGUCUGGUGCUGGGACAUUGUUCGGAGUUCAUGCUAUUUACUUCAUCUGGCUCCAGAUCGUACCGACAGGGAUUUAUAAUUCUAUUGUCAUGUUCGCUUGAUGCCAAGCCUAACCCAGCGAUGUCAGAUCUACGGAAAUCUCCGUAGAUCAACGGAUUCGAACAUCCGUAGAUCCGUAGAGAAAAUCUACGGAAAUUUGAUUUUUUCUACGGAAAUCUACGGAAAUUUAAAUUUAUCAACGGAGAACUACGGAGACUAGUUUUGUCUCCCAAGCAAAAAAAAAAAAGCUUUUCACCGCGAGAGCUUCCGAGAAAAUUGUCAAUUAACGGAAAUUACACCACUGCUAUCUGGCAUCGCUGAACCCAGUUUCCAGCCUAACUGCUGUCAAAUCGUUCGUAUGAAGCCAGUUUCGAAACUAGUUUCAUUGUCAUUGAACUGAAAUUCGGAUUAGUUCCGAACCAUAUUCUUAUAUCGGGAUUGCUUACACCGCCUUUGCUAAAUGCAUGGAAAUUGUUUGUUGAAACUACUCUGGGCAAAAACGGACAGUGAAAAAUUAAGUACGAUUCAGACGGUCCGGCUUCUUCCGUCACCGUCACCGGAACGUCAGCGUCCGUCACCGUCAUUCUGAUUCACACGAUCCGGUUUCCUAUCCAUGUCCGGCAUGUCAUUUUCUUACACGUAGAAUUUGAAGAACUUAGUUUCGCACAAUUUUAAUCCACUAAUACAAAAUCUGGGAGCUUUUGAAGCCAAUCGAUCUGUUGUUUUCCUACCUUUUAAUCGAAUAAAUAACUUUCAAAAUUAACUAGAAAGUGGUAAAAACAAAACAAUCAGUUCCACUCAACAUCGUAACGUACUUUGCAAAUCUACUGAUAAGUUUAAUUACUUAUAUGUGGUAUAUUUCGUUUAAGAGUGGGAUCUUGACACCGAAUACAUACAUAACAAACGUCAGCUCAAUACCGUAAUCAUAUGAAUCGUGCAUGUGUGCGAUAAUCACAGUCCGUCAAAUAUUCUUCCGGAGAAAUGUUGACGGAGCUUGCCGUUGACGGACGUUGACGUUCCGGAUCUUUGCUGGAUCGUGUGAAUGCGCAAAGGGAAAACUCAUUUGACUGAUUUUGACGGAGGCUGACGUUCCGGUGACGGUGACGGUGACGGAAGAAGCCGUAUCGUCUGAAUCGUAUAUUAAAAAGCUAGAACAAAAGAAAUAUUUUUUAGGAAAAUUUGCUCUAUUGAAAUAACUGUAGCACUAAAACCGUUACUACACUGGCGUCUUCGGCAAAUCGGUUUGAUAUAAGUUUCUCUACAAUUUUCCUGUAGGAUUGGUCCUCUAUCUCAUCACAUUCGGAAAAUAAUUAUUGAAUCUCCCUAAUAGUAAUAUUCAUCCUAAUACCAUUCGCAUCAAAAUAUGACAUAUCUGACACUGAUCAUUUCUUCGUAAGACAUCAUAGCUCUAAGUUUAA